AUGCACACGAAGCAGCAGAAACUCAAAGAGCAGCGGGAUGUGAGUCGCGGGCGUGAGCGUUUGUUCGACGUUGGUGAUAAAGUGUUCGUGAAAACUGUGCGCGGUGAGUGUGCCUCGUGGGAGGAAGGUGUGGUGCGUCAGGUUGUGAGUGCUGUGACAUACGUGGUGAAAGUGCGCGAACAACUUCGGUUUACGCAUGCCGAUCACCUGCGACCACGCCAUGCGGACCCGACACCAAGCCUGAAUCCCAAGUCCGGACUCGGAUACCCUUUAACGCCGCACAGCGACGUCACAGAGGAGAAAUCACCGGCCGCAGGAAACUCAGCCAGAACUUCCGUUCCAGAUAAACUGGUGGCUACUGAUCCGACGCCUCCUGUUCAACAGCCUAUCCCACCUGUCAACGUGAACUGCCCGACAGAGCUAGCAGCUCCGACGUCACAAACGGAGCCACGGUCAGCUUCGCCGUCAGCGGAAAGCCAACCGUUACGGCGCAGCACACGAACCCGCAAACCACCGGAUCGUUUCUAG
Rhipicephalus sanguineus (brown dog tick) is the source of this 528-nucleotide messenger RNA. RefSeq lists its product as uncharacterized. The record is from RefSeq and is a predicted model, not a curated record. The transcript has a single exon. NCBI's taxonomy places the organism in Eukaryota, Metazoa, Arthropoda, Arachnida, Ixodida, Ixodidae. Bases 1 to 528 code for a protein of 175 amino acids.